AUGCUAAAAGAAUUUCACCAACAUCCUAGAGUUACUGUCUGCUGCCAAGUUAUACCAAUCCUGUUGAGAGUGUACUUUGACACAGUAUUAGAGUGCGGGGAGACAAGUCUACUCAGUGAGUUGGUGCCGGUGUUAAUAGAGAGGGCAGGGUUGUUAUAUGGUACUACAUUAUAUCACCAAGAUGUGAGAAGGAUUUUUGUUGAAGGUUUACUGAAUAUUUUUAAAGCACAUCCCAACAUCCUAAUAGACCAACAAGCAGAUAUCCUUGAGUUUAUCAGUACAUUGCGGAAUGCUUCAGAUAAAGAGGACUUCUUCAUUCAUAUUCUAUGGGUUAUUGGAGAAUACCUGUCUCCUAUGUAUGAUACUAGGUGUCUCCCUGAAGUGAUCUCUUCCUUCUACAGUGCACUGGAGUGUAUAGCUUAUGAAUUAUCUAGCUCCCUCCCAACACAAUACUCCACGAUGCCACACAGUUGUAGACUGGUUACUGUCAUGAUAACAGCAAUGUCUAAGUUAGCCUCAAGGUCACAGGAUUUGAUACCCCGUGUGUUACUGUGUCUCACAAAGCUAGAGCAACAAGUGUGUCUUCAUGUACCUGCUGACCAUGCUAGCGUCCUACAUGCAAGAACUACUGAGCUAGUUAACUUACUGAAGGUGCCAAAUGUUGCAAGUGCAUUAUUGAGUCCAGAUGCUGAUAUAGACUCAGGAAAACUCCAUAAAGACAGCAUGUCAACCCCUGUGUUGUUACAUUUCAUCCAUGAUGUCCUGAACUCACAACAAUUGUAA
This is a messenger RNA of Owenia fusiformis, 783 nucleotides long. The record is from the annotation of a GenBank genome assembly. NCBI's taxonomy places the organism in Eukaryota, Metazoa, Annelida, Polychaeta, Sabellida, Oweniidae.